This is a messenger RNA of Lachnellula hyalina, 801 nucleotides long. RefSeq names its product Endoglucanase-4. The record is from RefSeq and is a predicted model, not a curated record. The coding region runs from base 1 to 801 and encodes 266 amino acids. NCBI's taxonomy places the organism in Eukaryota, Fungi, Ascomycota, Leotiomycetes, Helotiales, Lachnaceae. The transcript is spliced from 3 exons.
AUGCUGUUUACCAUUACUUUAUUGGGUGUCGUCUCCACGGCUAUCGCCCAUGGUACCGUUUCCUCUAUAGUUGCAAACGGUGUCUUUUUUGAAGGCUACAAUCCAUCAUAUCAAUACAUAACUCCCGCUCCUGUGACCGUCGGCUGGAAAAUUCCCCAAGAUCUUGGCAAUGGAUUCAUCGCUCCUGACAGCUUUGCAACAUCAGAUAUCAUCUGCCAUCUUGCCGCCACCAAUGCAUUGACGGCAGCGCCGAUCGAAGCUGGAAAAAGCUUGGAGCUUUUGUGGACUCCUUGGCCGACAACCCAUAAAGGCCCUGUUCUCGAUUAUCUAGCCAAUUGUAACGGUCCAUGCGAAACUGUGGACAAGACUACCCUCGAAUGGUUCAGAAUCGACGCAGUUGGCCUUAUAGACAAUAGUCUCACAGAUGGAUACUGGGCCACAGACCAACUUAUCGCAGACAACAACACUUGGACCGUUGUAAUUCCUCCCACAAUCGCACCAGGAAAUUACGUGCUGCGUCAUGAGAUUAUUGCCUUGCACUCUGCUGCCUCUGCCAACGGCGCACAGAGCUACCCGCAAUGUGUGAAUCUUGCUAUUUCAAGCUCAGGGACGGCUACACCUGCCGGUGUUCUAGCGACGACCUUUUAUUCUGCCACUGAUCCGGGGAUUUUAUUUGAUUUGUAUGGAACGUUCACUUCGUACACUAUUCCUGGCCCUCCGACUUAUAGUGGUGGUGUUACUAUUUCCCAGACGCUGCCGCCGACGCCCACGGCUUCUGCGACGGGCGUGUAUACCGUAUGA